AAGAAUUUGUAUGAUGUAAUGUAUGUCAUUACAUCAUACAAAAAAAAAACAUUGAUUAACUAAUGAAAUGUUUCAUUACCCUAUCCCUUUCCCGUAUUACCUACAUAUGACAUAACGGGUACUAUACCAUUUUAUUAUACAUUGUUAGUUGACUGAACAUAAUGCCACGGAACUCAAAGCGUAAGCGUAGAUCUUAUACGCCACCGCUUGACACUUUGAUUAAUAAAUGCAAAUCUCUAAGACAACGGAGCACGAGUCGCCAGCAUACACGUCCUAAAACAAGAAGCGGUUCGCGCACCAGACAUAGGUAUCACCACACCAGGCACGGAGACACGCGUUCACGUACUCGUUCCAGAACACGGAGACGUUCACGUUCGAGACGUAGUGAUCGUUAUGCCAGACGAGAAGACUCACAUUCACGUACGCGUUCCAGGACACAGAGACGUUCGCGUUCGAGACAUAGUGAUCGUCAUGCCAGACGAGAAGACUCGCAGUCACGUACGCGUUCUGUGACGAAAAGUCGUUCGGGGUCUAGAAAUACGGAACAUAGAGGCAGACGGUCGCGUUCUCGGACACGUAGCAGCAAGGAUCGACAACGCAGUACUCGCCGAUAUGUGAGAAGCCCCGGAUUUAGAGAUGAUCGCACUACAGUUCAGCAACUAAUUGAUGCGUUUAAGAGCCAUGGAACUGGACCGUAUCCUAACAUGCAGAAUAUUAUACCAGCAUUUGACCCCAGUACAAGGGCGCAAACCACUAAGACAUGGUUAAGGAAAGUAAAUGAAACUGCCAAAGUGUAUAAGUGGACUGAAAGCCAGACAAUAUAUCAUGCCAUACCUAAGUUAUCAGGCGUCGCUAAACAAUGGUAUGAAGGAUUGUCGACAUCCAAUUUGACCUGGGAAACGUGGCAGAAAAAGCUUCUUCAGUGUUUCCCAGAUGACAUGAACUACGCUGAUCGUUUAAUUGAAAUGAUUGACAGAAGGAGCAAGCGAGAUGAAACCCUUGAACAAUAUUUCUUUGACAAAGCAAAGUUAGUGGCUCACUGCAAUAUUAAAGGAAAGGAUGCAGUUGAUUGCAUCAUACAAGGCAUAUACGACAACAAUAUACGUUUAAAUGCUCAAGGAUGUGAUUUUAAACAUACAGAUAAGCUACUUCGGUAUCUGCGCAAUGUAUCCGCGAAAAAUGUACGUGACGCUAAGAAGCCGAUACCUCAUCCGAAAGUUGCGGAUGCUAAAGCCACGGGGAACUCAAAGUUCACUCAGUUUGACGCAAAUAAGUUAGGAGUUUAUGUCAAGGUGAACACCAUGAUUGAAGGUACAAAAACUGUUGAAGUAUACUGCGAUCCAGAAUACACUGGAUACUUGUAUAUACCUGGAAAUUCGUCCUUCAAAACUGGAGAAGAAGUAAUCGUUUUACAAGGUGUCUAUUAG
Molecule: messenger RNA, 1427 nt
Organism: Cydia strobilella
Lineage: Eukaryota; Metazoa; Arthropoda; Insecta; Lepidoptera; Tortricidae
Exons: 2
Coding region: 162-1427 (421 amino acids)
Source: RefSeq, a predicted model, not a curated record